Messenger RNA from Sardina pilchardus (European sardine), 1127 nucleotides. Its product is annotated as galactose-specific lectin nattectin-like. Lineage: Eukaryota; Metazoa; Chordata; Actinopteri; Clupeiformes; Clupeidae. The transcript has 7 exons. Gene Ontology annotation, molecular function: signaling receptor activity. The coding region runs from base 88 to 597 and encodes 169 amino acids. The record is from RefSeq and is a predicted model, not a curated record.
CUAUAAAGGCUGCUUAGCUGUCCUCAUCCUCACCAAAUCCUUCGGAGGCUCUCAAAGAUCCCCUCAUAAACAGAAUAAGUAACUGCCAUGGCGAUUUUGCCAGUUAUCUCUCUUCUCUAUGCCAUGUUUGCUUUGAGCAUGGCUUCAGAGGCCGAGUCUGAUGGUGGUCCAGGUGAAACUGAAGUGUCUCCAGAGCUGACCGUUGUGGAAAAACGUUCAGCAUGCCAGUCUGGAUGGAGCAGCCAUGGAAAUCGCUGCUUCAGAUUUUUUAGUCAACUGCUUACUUGGUCUGAUGCAGAGGGACACUGCUCGGGUCAGGGAGGUCAUCUUGCAUCCAUCCACAACAUGGCCGAGGCACGCUUUGUAGGUCACUUGUCAGGGAAUAGGGAGUGGACAUGGAUUGGGGCUGGGGGAUCCUUUGAGGGUCACACAUGGUACUGGACUGAUGGCAGCCCGUUUGACUAUUCCAACUGGUCUCCUUGGGAGCCUAACAACCAUGGUGGAAAUGAACACUGUGCAAACACCAACUUCAAUGGUGGUGGCGUUUGGAAUGAUCUUCCCUGCCACCAUCGUCGCCCUUUUGUGUGCGCCAAGUGAUCGGGCAUCUCGUGUGGAGUUCACCCACAACCUGUGAUUUUAAGCCUUCUUUCCUUCUUUCCUUACUUCCUACACAACGUUAAACAGUUAGGGCUCUUCGAGGUCAGUUACGGGUGGUGUGUGGGUUUGUGUGUAAGAUCUGUGUGUUUGAGUGUGCUGGCGGAAGUCCAGUGUUUAUGACACCUGGCAGCCACCUGUGCAGUCAUCGCCCUUGUGUGCACCACACACACACACACACACACACACACACACACACACACACACACACACACCUGGGUAGUCAUUGCCCUUGUGUGCACCACACACACACACACACACACACACACACACACACACACUCACACACACACACACACACACACCUGGGUAGUCAUCGCCCUUGUGUGCACCACACACACACACCUGAGACUGCAGCCAGCCCAGACCAACAGGUGCUGGUGUACUAAACCUCCUGCAGAAAUCCCUCUUCUCUUUCAGUUCAAUCUUUGACUGUCACAAAUCCAAUCAAUAAAUGCAGCAUCAAAAUACAA